Symbiodinium natans is the source of this 717-nucleotide messenger RNA. The record is from the annotation of a GenBank genome assembly. NCBI's taxonomy places the organism in Eukaryota, Dinophyceae, Suessiales, Symbiodiniaceae.
AUGCCCUUGUCUGCCCCGCCAAGGGCCUUCCUGCUGUCCUCGCUGAUCAUUACCACGUUUGGCUUUCUUACAGCUGCGUGUGAGGAGUUGGCUUUGUUUGCCUUGCGCCGCGCCUUCAGGCGUAGAAACAGGACAACGCUGCCGGACAGGUCCCUUCAUCGCGGGCCUAUGCGAACCUUCGAGCUUCGAAGGGAUCUGCGAACCUUCCCAGGCCUGCCAGUGGGCUUCGACAUCCUGGCUGAAGCGAUGCCCAGCUCAGGCCGCGGCAAGUUUGGCCUCUACAUGGAGUUUUUCUGGACAGCAGGAAGUCUUUACGUGACGGCGAUCGCAUGGCUGCUGCUGGAGCAGGUCGGCUGGCAGGUCUUCACAGGGGCGGCAGCCAUUCCGACUCUUGUGGCCUCCCUGGCCGGGUACUUCAGCCUCCCGGAGUCCCCACGCUGGCUGGUGGACAUGGACCGUGGAGAGGAGGCACUGGAAAUCGUCAAGAAGUGGGCCAAGAGAAAUGGUAACGACAUGAGGCAUGAGCAGCUGAUCAAGUCUGCGCAUCACACCGACAACGUUAGCGUAAUGGACCUCUUCCGUCGCAGUGCCCUGCGGUGGAAGACCUUCGCCCAUGGGGUGGUCUGGCAAGGACCCAAGACUGUCCCGAGAUCCCACAAAGAUGCCAUGUUUCGGCAAGUUCUCACUACGGGGGUGCGUCACAUCUUGUUUCCAUGA